GCUUUCGAACCCUGAAAAGAAGCAAACAGGGAAAGGUCUCUCUCUCUCUCUCUCUCUCUCUCUCUCAUGGCCUUCUUGCAAUACCCUCGAACACCAUCCUUCAUUCGCCCCUCUUUUUUAUCCCCUAAAUCUCCUUCUCUCCUGAUAAAUUCCAUUAUAUUUACCAAAACUCCCCCAAAACCCCACACCAAAUACAUCUCCUUUCCCGCCCGCCCGCCUCCCAAUGCUCUUCCCACCACGGAUCAGGAAAUCCUCGACUCCAUCACUGGAUCCAACGGUGGCAGUGCCAUUGGCGAGGCGGAGGUGAAGAAUCUCCCCAGCGUGCGGUCCUAUGAGAGCGACCUGGCCCGGCUGACUGUCAUCGGAGACGUCCGUUUCGAACAAGCCCUAACAGCGGCUGCCGCCGAUGGCGGCGAUGCCGCGGAGGAGCACAUCGCAUCCGGCAUGUCCACGAUGGUUGUGGAGACGGUUUUCCCCGGGAACUCCGACGAGCGCAGCACGGUCUCUACCAGACUGUUUUUACCAGCCAAAAGGGUUAAGGAGAAAGCAAGGGAACUGAGAAGUACUCUCACUGCAGAUAUUCUAUCAAGCACCACAUCUAGAAAUAUACUUGCGAUGACUUUCCGACAAGUAGUUUUGCAACAUCUUUGGAGUUUUGAGCUUGCAGUAUUCAGCCCAGGAACAGAGAGAAACAUGGAGGAUCUUGCUAAUCCUAGAGAGCAGGUCCCAGCAUGUUUCACCCUGAGCUCGUCAGACGGAAGUGUUCUUUCUGCACUUGCAGAGGCUGUUUGCUUAUGCUCUCUUGAAAGCACUGAGACAGAUUUCCUUGAAAGCACACAAGGUAUGGCUUCAUAUAAAAUGUUUCCAUGGUUUCGGAAGCGAAAAAGGACCACAUCAUCAGACUCUUCAGUUCACAUAUAUAAAAUCCCGCAAGAUCAGAUAGUUGAAAAUGCAGAGAACCUGGUAGAAAAUUUCAAUUUUGUGAAGGGAAUAUAUAGGCUUAGAGAAAAGAAACCGAAGGAUCGGUGGUGGGCCUCACCAACAUACUCAAGGCUGGAAAAAAUUGGUGGUCCUGAAUUUAGUACUUGGACAAAUGAGUACAUACCUUCUUAUAGGUUGCAAAUUGAUGCUGAUAAGUUUGAGAACGUAAAGUUUGAGGGCUGGCAGAAAUCUCCGGAUAAUAGGUGGGAAGUUCUUUUGACCCACUUCCAAAUGGUUGGAUUGGCUAAAAUUCUGGAUUUAUAUUAUGAAGAUCUGUACACCCUCCCUAACAAACAGCUCUCAUCUGGGUUGGUUUCAGAAAUUUCAAAAUUAUCAAAGAGUAAGAGGAGCUCUUCAUCGUUGCGAAUGCUAUCUAUUACAUUUGCUGGUGGAUGUUUUCUGGUAGCCAUUGGUAUUCUUGCUCAACUUUGUAAGCCUCACCUCUUCAAGGCUAGAAAAUCUCCAGCAGACCAUUAUGUAAUUUCUUCAUCUGAAAUUGAUGGCUGUCAGUAUCAGUCUGUGGAAGCUCCCGAGUUGGAAGCUCUGUGCAUCUCGAUUGUCAAGAAGAUUCAGGAUGACCUUGGUUGGCAUGGGGAUGUAAUGACUGACAGAGAUGUUGGCGCCUGGACUGGAGAACUUCCAAGUUAUUUGACGAGGGAUAGCAACGUGGAUCUUGUUCAUGGUGUUGUUUCUACCAGUGGAGAUGCCGCCACAACUAGCUCUGCUAGUGAUGUCCCGACUCAUGCAGACUUGUCUGAUAGUGUAGCAUCCUCAUAUAAUAGCGGUUCAGACCUGCAAAUGGCAACUGCACAGGAUAUUGCCAGUUAUCAGGUGGUUUUGUCAAGAGAUGGGGAGGUGAUUGGGUUUCAGCCCACGAGCCGCAUAGCUGUUAAUCAUUGGGCUAGCAAUCCUCUGGCAAAGGCUCUUUACAAGGGGCGGAAGCUUUCCCCAGGUUUUCUAGAACCUGGCAUCACGAUCCAUCAACCAAAUGAUGCCAUUCAAUUAGAGCUGUUGAUGUCAAUAAACCCCCAAUUCCAGUUUGCAUUGGUGAGGCCUGUUCUGUGACUGUGCACAGACUGUAAGCAGGAAAAUGUUAUUUGAUAUUCCAAAAUAUGACCUUUUGUUGUUCAAAGUUCCUUUCUUUUCUUUUUGUUUUCCUUCUUGGGCUGACAGAUGGUUAAGAAUUCCCAGCAAACGGCGAAGCAAGUCAUUCUUCAUGCUAUUCUAUUUUCAGUUCCCUACAGUAGUCUCCAUAUUGCAUGAAGACACGGUAUUCUAAUGUGAAAUUGGGAAUGAUAUUGUUAUACUUGUUAUGUAGGGCGUGUUUUAAUUCAUUGAAAGGAAGGGAAAGGAAACACCAUUUCCCAUGAAACUUUC
Molecule: messenger RNA, 2358 nt
Organism: Magnolia sinica
Lineage: Eukaryota; Viridiplantae; Streptophyta; Magnoliopsida; Magnoliales; Magnoliaceae
Exons: 8
Coding region: 67-2046 (659 amino acids)
Source: RefSeq, a predicted model, not a curated record